CGUGUUAAGUGUACACAAAAUAUAAAGUGUCCUAUCUUUGUGGUGCUUUUACAAGGAAGACGACAAAUAUAUCUUCAAACUAAUUCAGCGGUAAUUCGCCUUUAACCCACAGCCGUCGAAGUUGAAUAUAGGCGUGUCCAUCCUGUCAAGAUGCCCCGCCCCCUUCCGUGAUGCACCAAUCAGAGCGCUCAGCGGGCUGGGAGAUGCUCGCCAAGGCUCUGGGCAGAGAGGAGAAAAAAGCUGUGUUCUAGUUGUAAAUGCAAUAUAGUGAGUCGUAUUGAAAGCCAGCCAAACAGAUCACGUGGUUGCUGGACGGGGAAUGAAGUGAGUCAACAUGUACGCCGCACGCAAGAGGAGAAAACCUGCUCAGAAAGGAGCCAAACUGACACCGAAUGAAGGGACCAGGUCCAACCCAUCCAAACGUCACCGUGACCGCCUGAACUUGGAGCUGGACAGGCUUGCCAGGUUGCUGCCUUUCCCCGAGGAUGUCAUCUCCAGCCUGGACAAACUGUCCAUCUUAAGGCUCAGUGUCAGCUACCUCCGCACCAAGAGUUUUUUCUCAGUGGCGUCGAAAAGAUAUCCGCCCAAUGGUGUAAGUAAGAGUACUGACCACCAUGACGAAGAGGUGCCGGAACAGACAACAAGCUGUAUGUCUGAAGGGGAACUGCUGCUUCAGGCUUUGAGUGGGUUUGUCCUCGUGAUCACGUCUGAGGGAAUCAUCUUUUACUGUUCUCAAAGCAUCCAGGAUUACCUUGGCUUUCAUCAGACGGAUGUGAUGCACCAGAAUGUGUUUGAGCUGAUCCACACAGAAGACCAGCAAGAGUUCAGACAGAAUCUGCACUGGGAGCACGACUCACCCAGCACUGGAUCCCCUUUGGAUGCUGUGGCAGAUGAUGAGCCGACUUCUUCCUGCCUGGUGAGCUUCAACUCUGAUGAGCUUCCACCCGAAAACUCCUCCGUCUUGGAGAGAAGCUUUGUCUGUCGCUUCCGCUGCCUACUGGACAAUUCCACCGGCUUCUUGUCAUUGAGCAUCCAGGGUCGGCUGAAAUUCCUUCGUGGUCAGAGCCACCUGCAGUACGGCAGAGAGCACACCCCGCUACAGCUGGCUUUAUUCGCCAUUGCCACUCCCCUGCAGCCCCCAGCCAUCUUGGAAAUCAGAACAAAGAACAUGAUCUUCAGGACUAAACACAAGCUUGACUUCACUCCUAUGGCCUGUGACGCAAAGGGGAAAAUAGUACUUGGUUACACUGAAGCAGAGCUGCGUGUUCGAGGUUCGGGCUACCAGUUCAUCCAUGCUGCUGACAUGUUGUACUGUGCCGAGAACCACGUCAGAAUGAUAAAGACUGGUGAGAGCGGCCUCACCGUCUUCCGGUUGCUUACCAAGGACAACAGGUGGAAGUGGGUCCAAGCCAACGCCCGGCUUGUCUAUAAGAAUGGCAAACCAGACUACAUCGUCGCUACACAGAGGCCCCUGGUGGAAGAAGAAGGAGGGGAACAUCUGAGGAAACGCUCCAUGCAAAUUCCUUUCAACUUUGCUACAGGAGAGGCACUUCUCUACCAGACUAGUUACCCACUCUGUGGCUUUCCAGACCCUGUCCAGGGCAAAGGCAACAAGUCUAAAAGGGGGAAAAUGGAAAAGAAGUGCUCAGAGGAUCUGCACCCAAAGUCUUUGCUGGAAGUGAUGAUGAGCCAAGAUGAGUCUGUUUACUGCCAGUCAGAUGUAGAGUAUCACAAGUCCUACCAUGUCAAUGCUUUAAGUGAACAGCAAGGUGAGACUGCGAGAUGCGGUGGCAGCAGGCAGAUGCUUGCUAAUAGAGAGACAGGGAAGUGCAACGGCAAAACGUCCAAAUGUGAUCCACUCUUAGCAACUCUAGACUCUCUAUCUCUGGAUGGAGAUGAGACCUGCUCCAACAAUGAACUCUUCACUGCUUUGGAGAACCUGGGCCUGAAUGCUGAAGAAUUGGAACUUUUGCUGUUGGAUGAAGAAAUGAUCCAGGUGGAGAAUGGAGAAGAAUGCAGCAGUAUAGCUAAAUGUGGCCCCUCAACCCUUCCACCAGACUCCUCCCAAAGUGCCACCCAUGAGGGGAAGGCAGACUUUGCGCCAGCAACCUCUGCCACUACGUCUUUCAGUGGGCAGAAUGCCACAGCACCUUCCCAGCAAAUGCAGCCCAUCAGUGAAGGUGGGCUUCAAUUACCCUCUAGAAGUGUAGAUGCCAGCCUCCUCUCUGAGAUUCCAGACAACCACUGGAUGCUUUAUCCUGAAAAAACUCAUCAUCAUCAUAACAACCACGCCAACCAUUCUCUUGUCAGGAGAUCCCAGGUAAAUAUGGAGCACAAAGUCGUCUCACCUUUGGAGUCAAGUCAGCAGUUGAAGCUGAAGCAGCAGCCACUUCAACCGGGAACCGACCAGUUUUUGUUGCCUGGCAUGCAGACCGAGGAAAUAACCUUCAGGCCUGAUAAACACACUUUCCUUCUGCCUGAUGCGCUUGUUGACCCUGCAGAUUGCAACAUCUCCAGUGUAUUACAUGCAAGCAGAUCUGCUCUAAUUGGCACAAACUACCAGAGUUUGGUGGACUCUGUGCAACCACACACACUGCAGAGCCAGGACUUACACAAGCAACACAGUUCUGCUUUGCUUCUGGGUUUGUCCCAAGGUCCCCCACAGAGCCCCGCGAUGAAUCUGGAGCAGUUGGUGGCGCUGGCACAGCCUUCAGUCGAGGCCUAUAGUCUGUUCAGCACCAACACACAGACUACUCGCAGCCAGAUGGAGAAUGGUUGCCUGCUCAGCGUUGCCAACGCCACAUACAUUAGCACCUGUGUCAUGUCUAACGGUAACAGACAGGUGGCCGCAGAGGUCCCAGUCUCAUACCCUGAUGGACUCCUGGAAACCCAGAAGUAAGGAUGUUUCCUCUAACAAGGAACGAGUGACCGUGUUUGGACCCAAAUGGGAUAUACUGAGGUGGCGACUUGUCCAGGGUGUACCCUGCCUUCUGCCCCAAUGCAGCUGAGAUAGGCUCCGGCAACCCCGAGAGGGACAAGCGGUAGAAAAUGGAUGGGAUGGAUCUGAAAAAAAACUGCCAAGAAGUCUCGAAAAACAUGAAAGCUCAUCUCAUUCAAGGUCAGAUUCAUUUCAAAACGUUUGGAAUAUCACGUAUUGAUCUGGCUCUAAACCCGGGGUGUCCAAAGUGCGGCCCGCAGCUCAAUUUUUAAUGGCCCGCGACACAUUCUUUAGACAAACUAAACAGGUCCCAAAUUAGAACAAAAAACUGAAUCAAUCAAAUUUAGAACAAAAAACUCUGAAAAAUUCAACGGGACCAAAUCCCCCCCAAAAUGGGACCUGAAAACCAAAAAAACAACCUGAGCAUCUUACUGUAUGAGGUCAUUGAUGAAAAAGUGUACAAAUUUCUUGUGAGACAUGAUAUAUUUUUGAGUGUACUAAAGCCCUCAAAAGCGUUUCAGUUGACGUGGACCCCGACUUAAACAAGUUGAAAAACUUAUUGGGGUGUUACCAUUUAGUGGUCAAUUGUAUGGAAUAUGUACUGUACUGUGCAAUCUACUAAUACAAGUUUCAAUCAAUC
This is a messenger RNA of Nerophis lumbriciformis (worm pipefish), 3578 nucleotides long. Its product is annotated as aryl hydrocarbon receptor-like. The record is from RefSeq and is a predicted model, not a curated record. Gene Ontology annotation, biological process: regulation of transcription by RNA polymerase II; xenobiotic metabolic process; response to xenobiotic stimulus. Gene Ontology annotation, cellular component: nucleus; aryl hydrocarbon receptor complex. Gene Ontology annotation, molecular function: protein dimerization activity; transcription cis-regulatory region binding; nuclear receptor activity. NCBI's taxonomy places the organism in Eukaryota, Metazoa, Chordata, Actinopteri, Syngnathiformes, Syngnathidae.